AUGAUGUUCACCACGAAAGUGCAAGCAGCAGCAACAGUUGAUGAAUCAGCAGAAACAAUCGCAGAUGAACCUGUCAAUGCCACCUUCCACCUAUCCCUCUCUGGUCUCUCAACAAAUCAGGAUGACAGACAAGGGGAAGAUUCCUUUCUUGCUGACAACUCGCAUGUUGUUCCUGAUGCCAUCCAAGAGAAUUCGAUUCGAGAUAAGACCAUUGAUGACAUUACUCACGCAGAUGAUGUGGAGCCUGAGUAUGAAGUUGUAGAAAGUGGAACCAAAAGGGGAAAACGAAAACUGGUGGACAAAAGGGGUUUUGAAUACACCAUCAAGAAGCAAAAGGGAGAGGAUUGUAUUUAUUGGCGAUGCAGCAAACGGGGAAAGGACCAACCAUGUCCAGCCACUGUUAUUCAACGUGGAAACAACUUCCAAGAGGGCCUCAGGAACCAUGUCCACCCUGCCGAGCCAGGUGUAGAUUUGGCAGUGAAGUUGAAGACUGAGGUGAAAAGAAAUGCGACCCAGAACAUAUUUACACAGUCGGCUCCACGAGUAGUAGAGGUAGCAUUGUCAACCGCGAAUAUUAAGGCUCCGCCAGCCAGUCGGCCAAAGCCUGCCAAUAUGACUCGAAUGGCAAACCGUGUUCGAAGAAAUUUAAGGCCACAAGACCCUCAAGAUUUGGAUUUUAUAUUUGUUAUGUGGGGAGACCCAGUAAAUGCAUGGGUGAAAUUUUACAAGAAAUCGAUCCCACCAAGGCGAAACAGUUACUUCACAUGCAUGACAGGUGUAUAA
Ostrea edulis (European flat oyster) is the source of this 783-nucleotide messenger RNA. RefSeq lists its product as uncharacterized. The transcript is spliced from 6 exons. The coding region runs from base 1 to 783 and encodes 260 amino acids. The record is from RefSeq and is a predicted model, not a curated record. NCBI's taxonomy places the organism in Eukaryota, Metazoa, Mollusca, Bivalvia, Ostreida, Ostreidae.